AAUUCAUGACGUAAAUCUGUAAUUAUUGAAAAAUUUGUAAAUAAUCUUCAUUCAUUCACCAUUCAUUAAUCAUUGAUUGCAUCACCAUCAUCAUCCUUAUUUGGUUUCUGUUUUACAUUCUUUUAAACGAAAAGAUUGCAGCUAGAAUUUCUUGUUUCUCUCUUUAAGUAAAAAUGAUUAUCAUUUAGGAUUUUAUUUUUUUCAAAUUGAAUCUUCAAAUCAAAAAGUACAUUCCAUUCCUUUUUUUCGAACGAAUACUCAAAAAGACUUUUGCCUUCAGAAAAUUAUUAUCUUAAUUUUUGUUUGUUGAAACCAAAGAUUAUUUUUUCGAACAACAAAAAAUGUUAACAUUAACAUCAAAUAAUGGUCUAUUAGUGGCCAUCGUUUCAUCAAUUGCUAUUAAUCGUAUUAGUUUUAUUCUAACAAAUACAAAAUUUAUUUAUCCAAAAAAUGUUCAAGAAUCAAAUCAAUCAUAUUAUUAUUGGCGUUAUAGAAAUUUUUUCAUAUCAUUCAUUCAUGCAUUUAUAACCGGUGUUGGUUCACUUCUUUGUGUUUUAUCGAAUCCAAUGCUUUUGACCGAUGUAAUCGAUGCUGCUUCAGAUUGGGGUUAUCUUUUAACAUCAUUUUCAUUGGGAUAUUUUAUCUAUGAUACAAUCGAAAUGGCAGCCUUUAUGAAUAAAAAAGGAACAACUGAAUUAUUAUUACAUCAUUUUUUAGUUAUAGCCUGUUUUCUUAAUACAGUUAUCUAUAAACGUUUUAUUGGCUAUAAUAUGUUAGCAUUAAUGAUUGAAAUUUCAAAUAUUUUUUUACAUUUUCGUCAAUUAUUAUUAUUAUCAAAUUAUUCAAAAUUAUCAAGCCUUUAUCGUAUUAAUAGCGUUACAAAUAUCGUAUUAUUCGUAUUUGUACGUGGUGCCUGUAUGUUUGGCCUUUGGUAUACAUUAAUAAUAUUUAUUGAUCGUUUACCAUUUAUAACAAAAUUAACUGCAAUCAUUUCAAUGAUUGGUAUAUCUAUUACAAGUAUUAUUCUAUUUCGACGAAUAUGGAAUUCAGAUUUUGUUAGUAUUGGAGAACAAAGAUAUCAACGACAACAACAACAACUACAACAACAACAUCGACAACAACAACAACGAAAAAAUUAUCAAACACAAAUCAAUCAAUAUGAUGAUAAUGAUGAUGAGGAAGAUGAUUUUAAU
Dermatophagoides pteronyssinus (European house dust mite) is the source of this 1193-nucleotide messenger RNA. Its product is annotated as TLC domain-containing protein 2-like. Lineage: Eukaryota; Metazoa; Arthropoda; Arachnida; Sarcoptiformes; Pyroglyphidae. Gene Ontology annotation, biological process: phospholipid homeostasis; membrane assembly; plasma membrane organization. The record is from RefSeq and is a predicted model, not a curated record. Gene Ontology annotation, cellular component: plasma membrane.